Messenger RNA from Tripterygium wilfordii, 2684 nucleotides. Its product is annotated as subtilisin-like protease SBT1.8. Lineage: Eukaryota; Viridiplantae; Streptophyta; Magnoliopsida; Celastrales; Celastraceae. The record is from RefSeq and is a predicted model, not a curated record. Bases 139 to 2403 code for a protein of 754 amino acids. Gene Ontology annotation, biological process: proteolysis. The transcript has 2 exons. Gene Ontology annotation, molecular function: serine-type endopeptidase activity.
ACAAAAGAGUGAUGUGACUGCUGAUGUGGAAUAUAAUGUAGAAUUGAGAAAAAUUGGGAUAAAAUUUGCUAGCCAUUUAGCACUACCGUUCUCUCUUUUUUAUAAAAACCGUUAAUAUCUCUCGCCUCUUCCUAUCCCAUGGCUUCCAUGGCCUGCUUAUGGCUUCUCCUCGUGAUUCCAGCCCUCGCAACCGCCAAACAGACCUACAUUGUCCAUAUGAACUCCAAUUCCAUGCCUUCCUCCUUCGCCACCCACCACGAUUGGUACACUGCCUCCCUCCAGUCCCUCUCUUCCUCCUCUGACUCACUCAUCUACACCUACAACACAGCCUUCCAUGGCUUUGCCGCCUCUCUUUAUCUGGACCAGGUCGAGUCCCUUCGUCAAUCCGAAUCUGUAAUCGGCGUCUACGAAGACACUGUCUACUCAUUACACACGACGCGCACACCUGAAUUCCUCGGCCUGGACCCUGAUUUCGGACUCGGGUAUGGCCAUAACAGUCAGGAUCUCGACAAAGCGUCUUAUGACGUUAUAAUUGGGGUGCUUGAUACCGGUGUUUGGCCCGAGUCAAAAAGCUUUGAUGACUCAGGUAUGCCUCCGAUCCCAACUCGGUGGCGCGGAGAAUGUGAAGCAGGGCCUGAUUUUACUUCUUCUGCUUGCAAUAAGAAACUCAUUGGGGCUCGAACCUUCUCCAAGGGGUUCCACAUCGCUUCCGGUGGGAGGUCCACCAAGUUCAAAGAGCUUGCUUCGCCUCGGGACGAGGAUGGACACGGAACUCACACCGCCAGUACUGCUGCUGGUUCACCAGUCGCAAACGCGAGCCUUCUUGGAUAUGCUAGCGGUACUGCUCGUGGUAUGGCCAGUCACGCUCGCGUGGCGGCUUACAAGGUUUGCUGGAGCACUGGUUGCUUUGGGAGCGACAUUCUCGCUGCUAUGGAUCGGGCAAUUUUGGACGGUGUGGAUGUGCUUUCCCUAUCUCUUGGGGGUGAGUCGGGUCCGUACCAUCGCGACACAAUCGCAAUCGGAGCGUUCACGGCUAUGGAGAAAGGCAUUUUCGUCUCUUGCUCUGCUGGCAACAGUGGGCCUAACAGGGCCUCACUCGCCAAUGUUGCUCCAUGGAUCACAACUGUCGGAGCCGGAACUCUAGACCGAGAUUUCCCGGCUUAUGCGCUUCUCGGAAACAAAAACCGUUUAGCGGGUGCGUCGUUAUAUAGCGGUAUAGGAAUGGGGAACAGAGCGUUGGGAUUGGUUUACAGUAAGGGAAGCAGUACAAGCAAUUUGUGCUUACCAGGUUCACUUGACCCGAAUCAGGUUCGUGGGAAAGUUGUGGUGUGCGACAGGGGAGUCAAUGCACGAGUCGAAAAGGGUUAUGUAGUGCGCGAAGCAGGCGGAGUUGGGAUGAUAUUGGCGAACACCGCUAUUAGCAGUGAGGAAUUGGUGGCCGACAGUCACUUGAUACCGGCAGUGGCAGUGGGAAAAAAGGCCGGGGACAUAAUCAGAGGCUAUGUGAAAACUGAUGCAAAUCCGACUGCGUUGCUUGUAUUUGGUGGGACGGUUUUGAACGUUAAGCCGUCACCGGUAGUUGCGGCGUUCAGUUCUCGAGGGCCGAAUGUGGUGAAUCCGGAGAUCUUGAAACCGGACCUUAUUGGGCCCGGAGUCAACAUCUUGGCUGGAUGGUCAGAGGCUGUAGGGCCCAGUGGGCUUGAUUCGGAUACUCGAAGAACUCCUUUCAAUAUCAUGUCAGGUACAUCAAUGUCCUGCCCACACAUCAGUGGUUUAGCGGCCUUGCUUAAAGCAGCCCAUCCGGACUGGAGCCCAAGUGCAAUCAAGUCCGCGCUCAUGACCACUUCCUACACUCUGGACAACACCAAAUCCCUACUCCAGGAUGCUGCGGGCGGUGGGCUUUCCAAUCCAUGGGCCCAUGGAUCUGGGCAUGUGGAUCCACAGAAAGCCCUAUCUCCGGGCCUAGUAUACGACAUCUCAACGGAGGACUACAUCACAUUCUUGUGUUCCUUGGACUACACCAUUGAACAAGUUCGAACCAUUGUCAAGCACCCCAACAUCACCUGUUCGAAGAAAUUCGAGGACCCCGGACAACUCAACUACCCAUCAUUCUCCGUCAUUUUUGAUAGGAAGAGAGUUGUGCGAUACACUCGCGAAUUGACCAAUGUUGGUGCUCCUGGAUCUGUAUAUCAAGUGGCCAUUACUAAGCCAGCAACAGUAGACGUGCAAGUGAAGCCAACCAGACUUAUUUUUAAGAGUGUAGGGGAGAAGCAGAGAUACACAGUGACUUUUGUAGCAAAGGCUAAUGCAACUACAAGGCCUGAAUUUGGGUCAAUUGUCUGGAGCACUACCCGAAACAGAGUUAGCAGCCCAGUUGCUUUUACAUGGACAAGAGUUACGUAGACAAUGGGGGUUCAAAUUGGUCAAAAUGGGCCUUCCAUUUCUUCGGCCUUUACACCAAUUCGGCCUAGGAAAUGAAUGGCCGUAGAAGCCCAGCAUGGAUAAUAGUACAAAUAAUCAGAAUCAAAGAAAAUUUGCGUAUGCUUUUCCAUUAGAAUGCAGAUGUAGGAAGGAAGGACUAAGCUAAGCUAUGGUAGGUUGAAAUUGCAUUUUGUAAUGUUUCAAUGCAAUCAAAUUGCUUGCAAGCAAGUUAUGGAACUAAAGAAUGAUGAAGCAUUUCUCCA